Molecule: messenger RNA, 1392 nt
Organism: Cotesia congregata
Lineage: Eukaryota; Metazoa; Arthropoda; Insecta; Hymenoptera; Braconidae
Source: the annotation of a GenBank genome assembly
AUGGACAAAUAUGAUACUGAACCUAGGAGGAAAUUAGGAGCUCCUAUUUCUGGAUUAACAGAUAAAGCUUUAGUGACUCCAAGCAUCCCAGAUAUUUCAUUUAUCAGCCCAAACAAUGUUCAUCCUAGAGAAGAAGUUUCUAACAAUUAUAAUAAAAAAUCUCGACCUCCUAGAAGUGACAAUUUUCAAAAAUUAAAAGCAAUAACCGAACACUCGACUGAAGUAUUAAAAAAACAAGACAGUGGAAACGACUUAAGGUUUAAAUUCUAUCAAAAGCUCAAAGAAAGUACCACCAGCAUUGUCCCUGUCAACUCUGGAAAAAUAGCGCCGAGUAUUGAACCUAUUUACAGACACAUUUCCGGGCAUUUGCAGCAAAAUAAAUCACACAGACAAUUAAAUUCAAAUAAUUGUGUCAGUAGAAGUAAAAAUGACAACCUGGACAAUUAUAAUAAUUUAAAAUUAUUGUUGUCUUUAAUAAAAUCACAGAAUCAGCAAAUAAAGUCUCUGGAAAUUCAGAUAAAUGCUUUGAUAUCAAUUCACCAGAAGGAAAAAAUUAACAGUGAAAAAAUUAAAUUGGCUGCAAAUGAUAGACAUGAAGAUGCUAAAAUAUCAAUAGGUGUGAUGACAAGCUUGGAAUUUACUGUGAAGAAGACACCUAAUGAAGCUAAUUUAAUUCCGGUGAUUGACUUGCCAUCACUCGGGCCUAGAAUUAAUGAUCCAGUGUCAGUCAGAGUGAUGUCUUCGAAGCAUGGAGGUAAUUUUAAUACUUAUGGGGACAAUGAUUGUCGAAGUAAUGGUAGUCAUAGUGAUGAUGGUUGUGCCAGGCCUAAGGGGAAAGUUUCUUCCAAGGUUGGCUGGACUUUUUAUAAUAACAUGAUGUGUCAGGUUAAUGAAAUGCUUGACACUCAGAAUGAUGGUCAGUCCCAGCAACAACAUCGUUAUCAGACUCAACAGUCGAUUAUUAAUGACAAGGGACAGCAGAGGUCUAUGAUGCAGCAGUGGAAGAUAUUUAAGGCCACCAUGGCUACUGGGUUGGUAAAUUACCAAACCAACAUUGUCCAAACAACAAAUUCAAUAGUCGACGACAAUACGAGCAUCCAUAUGCAAGCUUUGGCAUUAAAAUAUCUUGGGCACAAUAGUGAGAGCCCUAAUUUACAGACAUUGACUAAAUUAAUGAGCGUUAUUAGUACUCCCAUUAAUGACGGUAAUAAUUAUAAUAAUAACACUGAUAAAUUAUUAAAUAAUAUAAUAAACGAUGAACGGUAUCGUCAAUUAUUGACUUUGGAGGAUAAUUCAGUGUACAAUUAUAAAGGUAAAAAACAGAAUCGACAAAAUCUAGAUAUUUCAGUAUUGAAGCGCCAACCGAACACACAAAAAUACGAUAUAUAUUAA